AUGGACCACAUACCUGCCUGGAAGAGGAUUGCAAUCAAAAAUAGAGAAGCUGAUACAAGCGAUGAUGCCACGGCCCUCAACGUCACAACGCAUCUCGCGACAGCUAAUCUGAGUAAACGGGAGAAACGUAAAAUCAUUAGAGGAGAACCAGACGGUAAUAAGAGCAAGAAGGUUGCAAAUCCAAAUAAGAAGCAAAAGAAGGACAAAGCGCCUCGCGAGGAAAGAGUUUUGAACAAAGAACAAGUGUUGAAGGAUCAGCUGCGAUACUUGAUCGACUUUUAUCGCGAGAAAGUGGGUAAACUGCCGCAAGAGGUUUGGGAACAUAAGCCAGCGCGGGCUCAGUUGGGAGGUCCAGAUGAGGAAUCGGAGGAGAAGGACAGUGACAAGGCGCAAGUGGUGGAGGUUUGGAAAUUUUCCAAGCAGAAGCAAAAUUGGCUGUUGAAACACAUUUUGGAUGACAUUCAAAUCCCGGAAGUUUAUGACGAACUGGUAUACGCUUACUUCAAAGACUUGAAAGGCGGGUCGAGAUUGGCGCUGAUGAAAUCUUGUCAAGAGUGCAUUGACAGAGACGAGAAGGCCAAACUGGAGACCCAGCCCACUCCCGAAGUACGUGCCGAAACCAAUCAAGAGGAAGACGAGGAGAAGAAAGAAUCGGUAGACGAAACUGAGGAGGGUCAAAAAGCUGAGAUAAAAAAGGCACCAAUCUCCGAGGUGCCUCCAUCAGCACACCAAGUGCAGCGUGCUAAGCGGCUGCUGCAAUAUUUAGAGCAGGAAUAG
Lachancea nothofagi CBS 11611 is the source of this 777-nucleotide messenger RNA. NCBI's taxonomy places the organism in Eukaryota, Fungi, Ascomycota, Saccharomycetes, Saccharomycetales, Saccharomycetaceae. The record is from the annotation of a GenBank genome assembly.